This is a messenger RNA of Triplophysa dalaica, 3135 nucleotides long. RefSeq names its product Rho GTPase activating protein 18 (gene arhgap18). The record is from RefSeq and is a predicted model, not a curated record. The coding region runs from base 67 to 2013 and encodes 648 amino acids. Gene Ontology annotation, cellular component: cytoplasm. Gene Ontology annotation, biological process: signal transduction; regulation of actin filament polymerization; regulation of small GTPase mediated signal transduction. Gene Ontology annotation, molecular function: GTPase activator activity. The transcript has 15 exons. NCBI's taxonomy places the organism in Eukaryota, Metazoa, Chordata, Actinopteri, Cypriniformes, Nemacheilidae.
CUGUGUCGUUGAGGGAGAGUCCAGCUGAAGUUACAGUUGAACAUUCGUUGUCAUAAUAAUGCGGUGAUGAUCAUGAAUCGACAGCAGAGCGAUCAGGGCGUCGUGUUAACCGCCUUCAUCAGUAACAAUGAAGAGUUACCGGCCGUCAGCUGCAGUAGAGAACACACCGAGAGCCAUAAGAUGGGUCAGUAUAAUGUCCAGAGGUCCAGAGGUCCGGCGGCGGGGAAGAGUCCGUAUCAGCGCUGUAACUCACAGGAAUCUCUGGAUGAGAAGGUGAUGGUGGAUUAUUUUAAAGAGCUGGAGAUCAUUCAGCACACCAGAGACACUGAACAGCCUGAAGACGUCCAGCUGAAGGUGCCUGAUGAAGGUGAACAGGAAGAGGCGUGGCUGACAGAGGCGGGGCUAGCAACACUGUUUGACGAGUCUGCGACAGAUGGUGAGGAUAGCAUCGUGUUUCUGUCCACGCUGACCCGAACACAAGCGGCUGCCGUCCAGAGGCGUGUGGAAACUCUUAAUCAGACGUUACGCAAACGAAACAAACCCCACAGCGUCCCAGAUGUCCGAGAUAUCUUUAAACCGUCGUCCUCUUCAGAAAAUACAGCUGAUGUGACGUCUCCAGAGAGAAGUUUGGGUGAUACUCCAGAAGUCCAAACACUGGGUAAUGGGGCGGGGCCUGAGGCUCAGGGGGGCGGAGCUGACAAUGAGACGGACAUUAACCUGGAGGUGUCAUUCUCUGAGCAAGCUCUUAUCUAUAAGGAGGGGUUGAAGGUCGCUCAGCCUCGGCGUGAAGCUGACGACAGGUUACCCGAUUUUAAAGUGUCUCAGGAUAAGACGGGCCAGACGAGAGCUGGAGACCUGUCGACUGAGGACAUGAAGAAAGUUCGCAGGCUUGUCGUCAUUGAGAUGAGCGCUCUUUUUGACACGUGUGGAAUCGAGAUGAAAACUCACAAAGCGCUGAAGAUGAAAGUCAAGGAGUCAGGUUUGUUCGGCGUUCCUCUCCCGACCCUGUUGGAACAAGACCAGCGGAGGAUCCCGGGAACCAAAGUGCCUCUAGUACUGCAACACUUGAUGUCACAUAUAGAGGAGCAGGGUUUAGACAUAGAGGGUGUCCUGAGGAUACCUGGGGCUGCCACUAGAGUAAAGUCAGUGUGUCAGGAGAUGGAACAGAAGUUUUAUGAUGGGAUGUUUCCGUGGGAGAGUCUCAAGCAGCAUGAUGCAGCCAGUGUCCUGAAACUCUUCAUCAGAGAACUGCCAUUCCCUCUGCUCACUGUAGAAUACUUCACUGCCUUCCUCUCUGUGCUCAAGCUGCCAACUAAGAAACAGCAGCUACAGGCGCUCAAUCUGCUAGUGCUCCUGUUACCAGAACACAACAGAGACACACUGAAGGCUCUGAUGGAAUUUUUCCAGAGCGUGAUCGAUCAUAAGGACAAGAAUAAGAUGACGCUGAACAAUGUUGCCGUGGUGAUGGCCCCCAACAUCUUCAUGUGUAAAGGCUUUCGCAAUAAGAUCAGUGAACAGGAAGAGUUUGCCAUGGCAACCGGCACCGCCAACAUCGUCCGGCUUCUCAUCCGUUACCAGAACCUGCUGUGGACGAUCCCCAAGUUCAUUCUGAAUCAGGUGCGCAAGCAGAACACAGAGAACCAGCGCAAGAUGAACAGAGACAGAGCCGUUAAAAAACUGCUGAAGAAGAUGACCCAUGACCGUGAGAAGACCUCCGACAAACCAGAGAAAAACACUGAGGCUGAAGGCUUCAUACGGGUUCAAGCUCCUCAGUUCUCGAUGGUCUCUAUGGCCGUACAGCUGACCGAUGAUCUGAAAGCUUCUGAUGUUCUAACACGUUUUCUUACUCAAGAGAGGUCUGUGACUGUAAAGAGAGAAGAUUUGUGUCUCUUUGAGACGGGAGGAAACAUCAAGGAGAGAUGUCUGGAUGAAGAGACGUACAUCAGAGCUCUUCUGGAGCUCAACCCCAGCGCAGAAUUGGUCCUUAAAUCUGUCAAUCAUGCUCAGGGCUGACCCGCCUCCAAACCUGCCAAUCCACCAAUCACAGCACACGCCUUACAGAGGACAUCAUCAACACAUCUCUCAUGUACCUGUAACGCUCACUCACAACAAACUCUUUUCAUUUGGUUCAUGCGGCACUCGGUUAUGACAUUUCACAUGUUUAAUUGCUGUUAGAAACACUUAUGUUGCUAGUUUUCAUAUGUUCAGCUUCAAUGACUCUCAGGAAAACAAAUCUGUGACAGAUUUCACAAAUACCACAGCUAAAGAGAGCGCGAUUCUGACUGUUCUGUAUGUUUUAGCAUAUCACAACAAUCCUCCAGUAUAGUAGAUUUUUUUCUGUUUCUUUCUAAAAAGAGAUAACUCCGUUUUUAAAUUGAUUUAUCUCAUUAUGGAAAUAAACUAUAUUGGUGGGAUGAAAUGAGACCUGAAUAUUUAAAUACUUACAAAUAUGAUUCGUUUUUUAUAUGCAAUUUAUCAGAAUAUUCUCAACCAAACGUGUCUAGACUUGCAUUUCAUAGUUUCUUCAUGAAAUAUUUGAGAGAUUGUGUAUAUUAUUUUCGUUGUUCAGGUGUGCAGAAGUCUCUCUACUGAAGUCAUGUUUUAGGGUUAGUGUAACAUGUUUGUUCAUGUGUUCAAUGAGCUGUUUCAUGUUUUAAAACCUUUGAGAAGAUCAUUUUUUCUGCUCAUGAAGAUCUGAGAUGUUUAUGACAAAGGAUGUCAGAAGUCAAGCUGACCUCACAGAACAGGAUUGGUCCAAACCUGUAUAAAUUAAGGAAAAGUAAGAUAUUUAGAAAAAUGUCAGAUCUCACCCCCUAUUGACUCCCGUAGUAUUUAUUAUCCCUACUAUGGGGGCGACAUCUGACAUUUUUCCGAAUUUCUUACUGUGUUCAACAAAACAAAGACAUUUAUACACGUCCAAUCUGAGGGCGUGUAAAUGAUGACGAAAUUUUCUUUUUGGGUGAACUGUCCCUUUAAACUCAACUUCACAAUGAUGUAGACGUCAUUCAGACUAGACGAGAUUAGUUUUUUGUAUUAUUGUUUGUUCAGCAAACUGUGAAGUUGAUAGAAUUUACUUUGUUUUAAUGCUUCAGAAAUAACCACUAAAUGUUUUUUUAAUAAAAGUUUAAUUCAUUA